Messenger RNA from Sitophilus oryzae (rice weevil), 2418 nucleotides. RefSeq lists its product as uncharacterized. Lineage: Eukaryota; Metazoa; Arthropoda; Insecta; Coleoptera; Curculionidae. Gene Ontology annotation, molecular function: calcium ion binding. The record is from RefSeq and is a predicted model, not a curated record.
UUUGGCGUCGCAUUUAAAUGGGCGUCGCAAACUAAUCAUAGCUCUUAAAAUUUACCUUUUAUUUUGUACCUCAAACCGAUUAAAAAUGUUUUAAUUAAAAAUUAAUUCAUGCAAUUAACUAUUGUCAUUAUUGGAACAUUAUGUCAGUCUGACACAUAAUAUGUGUUUUCUACUAAAAUUAAUGGUAUUAAUAUUUUUUUUGAGCAUAGUUUUCAGAAUAAUUUAAAAUGCAUUGUAAACAAAUUAAAUUGGGCGAUGUCUGGAGAACAUGCAACAAGAUUCGAGCUGCUAUUUUCCGUAUGGGAAUAAACCUCUCCGAAUAUUUCAAACCGUUAGAUCCCAAUGGAAAUUGCUUGAUUUCUGAAUCUCAAUUUAUAUCGGUGGUUCAUGGACAGCUUGGAGGAACUAUCGGAUUAUCCGAACAAGAAGUCGCAGAGUUAGCCGAUUAUUUCAGAGUUCCAGAUGGGCGAAUUUACUACACACAAUUGUGUGAUGUAAUAAAUGACAGUGUUCCAAAUUUUUCUGAAAAUAGUGAUAUUACCACUGGCUUAGAAUGGAAUGACCCACUACACACAAACAGGCUGAGCAUAUCGGAAGAGAGAAGACUAUGCUUACUUAUUACGAAGAUUGCGUCCCUGGUCAAUAUGAAAAAAAUGAUCUUGAGACCAUACUUUCAGGACUACGAAUUGGUAUCCAAAAAUAACGGUACGAUAACGAUAGCGCAUUUCGCCAGAAUUCUAGCUUAUCUGAACAUACUGAUAUCACCUGACGACUUCAACAUUUUGGUGAAGAAAUACUUGAAGGACAGCUACACAUUAAACUAUGUAGCCUUCAUCCAUGCCAUAGAUCAGGUCAUCGAAUAUCUGGAUAAACACGGCAUUAUGGACUUAAGUGGGGAUUUCAUGGCUGUGUUUCCCGGAAGAAUCAUAAACGCCGAACUGCCCAAACUGCCCAGGCCGGAAAUAGGGAAGAUAAGCGCGGCACGAUUGUUCGGCAAACAGAACAUUUUUCACCCGGCCCUGGAAGAUCCGAAAAAAAUGGAACACAUUUUGACCACGCUGUCCAUGAUUCAGGAGCACGUUCUAAGGAACAGACUGAGAGUCCACGUUUUCUUUAGGCACUUCGAUUUGUUGAAUUCCGGACGAAUAACUGUGGACCAGUUUCACAGAGGAUUAGAUGCUCUGGCUCUAAGUGGAAAGCAAAGGUUUUUCCUGUCACUGCCUGAUGUAGAGGCGGUGAUCAAUCAAUACAGGGACCCCUGUGAUCCUACCAGAGUGUGCUGGAGGACUUUUGAGGAUGAUAUCGACCACGUAUUCACAGUUAAAGAACUCGAGAAAACGCCAACUCUAAAAGUUGAUCCCCCACCAAAAGAAGUUCGAGAUCUGCCAAAAUUGGGCGGAAAAAAUUGGCAAUUGGUGAACACAGAACACAGGAAUCUUUGCGAGGAUGCCGUGUACAAAGUGAAACAGAAGAUCAUUAAUAGAAGGAUUUUGCUGAAACCGGUUUUUAAAGAUUUCGACAAGCACAAUAACGGCCACGUCAGUCGAAAUCAAAUGAGACAGGCGUUAAACUCCAACGGAAUCUUGUUGUCGGACGACGAGUUAUUUGCUCUGGAGGAAAGGUUCAACAACGACAUGGGCUUCAAUUACUUCUGGUUCUUGAGGGAGGUUGAGCCAAAACCCAGCGACGAACCCUUGUAUGUCGGAUUCUUGAAAGACAUGAAACGUCUAAAUUCCGAACAACCGACAAAACCGGCUUCUAGACAAGAGAAGGAUAUUGUUCAAAUCAUGGCCAAAAUCAAAGGGAAAGUCGUUAGAGAGAGGAUAAGAGUUUUAGAAUUCAUGAGAAAUUUCGACAGGUGCAAUCAACAAGUUAUUAGUAGGGAAGAUUUCCGAAGGGGUUUGUUGACGUGUAGAUUUGAGCUCACUUGCAAUGAAAUGGAAACAUUAAUAGAUGUAUUCGCGUCUCCGUUGCGUAGAGAAUGCGUAGACUAUCGACGAUUUUGCGACGUCGUCGAAGAGGCUUUCACGCAACCCUGCCUAGAGAAAACACCCCUUAUAAUACCGGUGCAACACGUCCCGACAACAGACUGCGAGAAGAACUUCCUAAACUUCGAGGAAAGAUUAGUUCUGGGCGUAGCCAUGCAAAAACUAUCCAAGAAACCCGAUUUACAAAUGAACUUGUCUUCGAUUCUUACAGAUUUCGACAAAACAAAAUGUGGCACAGUGACCAGAACAAACUUCUUAAAGGCAAUCACAUUACGAGGAAUGUACAACUUGAUAUCAAACAACGAAUUCGAUGUUAUAUGCAAAUGCUUUGGAUUUGAAAGAGGAAUGCACGACGAGGUGGAUUAUAGAGCUUUCUUGAAGGCUUUAGAUAUAUUGUAUGCUACAGAUAAAUAUAAUCCAUUCUAAAGCA